Messenger RNA from Acaromyces ingoldii, 1007 nucleotides. RefSeq lists its product as hypothetical. The transcript has a single exon. The record is from RefSeq and is a predicted model, not a curated record. Lineage: Eukaryota; Fungi; Basidiomycota; Exobasidiomycetes; Exobasidiales; Cryptobasidiaceae. Bases 97 to 843 code for a protein of 248 amino acids.
CUCCGCGUCCAAGCCUGGUCGCUCCUCUGAGCCGCCCAAUCUCACUUCGUCGUCGCCACCUGCGAUGUAUGUGAGCUCACACGCUUCAUCAUCUACAUGACAAGCCACGCAUUAGGCUUCUAUGUCGGCAUCGUCUAUAUCCAAAUGGGCAUCGAGCUCCUCAUUCUCGAGUCUGAGCCACUACUGCUUGACAAUGCCACAGGGUGGCUCACCGUUCACGUCACCAUCCUCUUUACCGUCUCCGUCUACUUCGUGUCAACCAUCGGAAACGCGACUCACCUGCCAUUUCGUACCCGCUACUUCAUCUCGUCGUUUGCGUUCGCUGACGGCUGCGUCCUUGAACCGGCGUCAGCCAUUUUCCCGAAAACUGUUUGCCCAAGGUGCCGAUUGAGCGGCUGCACAUCACAAAGUUGCUCUUCUCCACAAUGGACCGACGCUGGUUCGUUGCAUUUCUGGAUCAUUGAGGUCAAACGGGUUUUCGGGGGCGUGCCGCUCUGCUUUCCCAUCAUGGUUUCUUCUACCUUGACCACAACGUCAGCUUCGUCAAGGCCCAAGCGAGGCAAAUGCCCUUGUCAAGGCCCGCUGGCUUCCAUUAGGAUUUUUUCCCCUCGGUAUCACGACGCUCGUCAGUGGCUUUCUGGGACUACCUGCACCCAACGAGUUUGUGCCGCAGUGCUCAUGGAUCACCGAGGCGUUGUCCGUCUUCAAGCAAAUUUGAGCAAGUUGAGGGAGGGAACAAAGACUGCGACGACGACGACGACGGUAACGGCGAGAUGGGACACGUGCAGUAGAACAAGAGCAGAGGCAAGGACAGAGGCCAACCGCACGCCAUCAACACAUUGAGGAUUGUCGAGGACCGGCCCGCUCACCUCGUUGUCGGCCUGCUUACGUUGGACAUGGUAACGAGGUCGCUUCUCGUCGUUCUGGGCACAACGCCGCGAGCCAUCUUUGCUGACAUCUUUCUCCUCAUCGGCUGGCCAAGCAUUGAAUGGGACAUCAUCACACAG